AUGGCAAAUCAAACCAUCGCUACCUUCUUAACAUUACCGGUAGAACUUGUUUAUCGAAUUCUGGAUCAUCAGUCGGAUCUUACAAUGCUAUGCUCAAUGCGAAACACACUCAAAACACUAAAUCUCGAAGAGAAUCAAAUCGGAGCUGUUGGAGCACAUCAUUUGGCUACUAUAUUACACCACAAUACAACACUCACGACACUAAAUCUUCGAUGGAAUCAGAUCGGAGAUAUUGCAGCACACCAUCUGGCUAAUGGAUUACAAUAUAACACAACACUCACCACACUAGAUCUCAGUGUUAAUGGAAUCGGAGACGUUGGAGCACAAUAUUUGGCUGAUGGAUUACGACAUAACACAACACUCACCACACUAAACCUCCAACGUAAUGAAAUCGGAGCACUUGGAGCAAAACUUUUAACUGAUGUAUUACGACAUAACACAACACUAAUCACACUAGAUCUCCCAUGGAAUCAAAUCGGAGAUGUUGGAGCACAAUAUUUGGCUAAUGGAUUACGACAUAACACAGUAGUUAUCAUUCUCUCAUCAUCUACACCAUGUCGUUACGUGCACUUUUUCAUCUAG
Messenger RNA from Adineta steineri, 582 nucleotides. The record is from the annotation of a GenBank genome assembly. Lineage: Eukaryota; Metazoa; Rotifera; Eurotatoria; Adinetida; Adinetidae.